AUGGCCUCCAUUAUGGAGCGUGCCGAUGAAAAUCUCCUACCAGCCGUCUACAAAGAAGUCAGUGAAGCUUUUACCGCUGGGCCCUCAGAUCUCGGGUACCUCACCUUCAUCCGGAACUUCGUGCAGGGGUUGGCGUCUCCGAUGGUGAGUAUUCUAGUAAUUAACCAUGAUCGUCCAACAGUUCUUGCCCUGGGCACCCUGUGCUGGGCUUUAUCAACCGCAGCAGUGGGUGUUAGUCAGUAUUUCUGGCAAGUUGCGUUUUUGAGAGCAGUGAAUGGGUUGGGAUUGGCAAUUGUGAUACCGGCGCUCCAGUCUUUUAUAGCUGAUAGCUAUGCGGAUUGUUCGAGGGGGGUUGGGUUUGGGGUCCUCAUUCUUAUUGGGACUGUGGGUGGUAUAGGAGGUGGAGCUAUUGCGACGGUUAUGGCGGGUUAUGAGUUCUGGGGUGUACCCGGGUGGCGUUGUGCGUUCAUUAUGAUGGCAACACUCAGUUCCUUGAUUGGUUUUCUGGUGUUUUUGUUUGUGGUUGAUCCAAGAAAAACAAUGAAAAUUGAUCAAGAGUCUCGCGAGAAUACGGAAAGGUAG
Messenger RNA from Ilex paraguariensis (yerba mate), 582 nucleotides. Lineage: Eukaryota; Viridiplantae; Streptophyta; Magnoliopsida; Aquifoliales; Aquifoliaceae. The record is from the annotation of a GenBank genome assembly.